Hermetia illucens (black soldier fly) is the source of this 1913-nucleotide messenger RNA. RefSeq names its product major facilitator superfamily domain-containing protein 10 (gene rtet). Gene Ontology annotation, molecular function: transmembrane transporter activity. Gene Ontology annotation, cellular component: brush border membrane. The transcript is spliced from 8 exons. The coding region runs from base 234 to 1661 and encodes 475 amino acids. Lineage: Eukaryota; Metazoa; Arthropoda; Insecta; Diptera; Stratiomyidae. Gene Ontology annotation, biological process: transmembrane transport. The record is from RefSeq and is a predicted model, not a curated record.
CCUGUUGUUGUUUUCAUAUGCGGGAGUAGAAAAGUUGUUGGUUGCGGGUUUGGUUUACUUGUGGCUUCGCAAGCAUGCCGACACUAAAUUGGAAAGUAUCUUAAGUGAAAGUGAUUUCUCAGAUAGUGCGUAAGUUGAGUGCGGCGAGUCACGACCUGUGUUUUUCUUAUUAGGUGGUCAACAGCACAAAGGAAUUAGAAUCAACGCUUCGUGAAUUUUGUCAUAUACUUGCUAUGUCUGGAGACUCAAAUGAAAUCUUUCACAGGCGAACACUAUCCCAGGUGAAUGGGACUGUUCAGUAUGGAAAGGCAGAAACGACGAAACAUGGAAAACUUCCAGAGGAAACCAACGCGAACAGGAGUAAUCCGAUAGUGUACAUUGUUUUCAUCUCACUUCUUCUGGACCUACUUGCUUUUACAAUGAUUCUGCCCUUAUUUCCAUCACUUCUCGAAUAUUAUCGAACAAAUGACAAACAUGGGUUAUAUCAAAGCUUAUCGAAUAGUAUUAAGUAUUUCCAACAGCUUGUUGGGGCACCAGAUAAAUACAAUUCCGUCCUAUUUGGAGGUUUUCUUGGUUCGAUGUUCAGUUUCCUUCAGUUUUUAACUAGUCCAAUUGUCGGUGGAUUGUCCGAUGUGUAUGGAAGAAAACCAAUGAUGCUGUUGUGCGCGACGGGAAUAUCAUUAUCGUAUUUAUUAUGGGCAUUCUCGAACAACUUUGCUCUCUUUGUUUUGGCUCGAUUUGUGGGUGGGUUAAGUAAAGGAAAUAUAUCGCUUAGUAUGGCGGUCAUAACAGAUGUUUCGAAUGCGAAAAAUCGUGCCAAAGGUAUGGCGUUAGUAGGAAUAGCCUUUUCGCUAGGCUUCAUUAUUGGACCAAUGAUUGGAGCAAUUUUCGCAAUGACUUCAGACAAAGGAUCUGGAUCAUGGUUUUGGUUACCUGCCAUGUUCGCAAUGAGUUUGAGUGUAGCGGAUUUACUGUUUUUAGUAGUCUGCUUGAAGGAGACAUUGCCAAAGGAGAAGCGGGCUUCCAAUAUAGCAACGUCAGUUGCACAAGCGUUCGACUUUAUUAACAUCUCCUCGAUCUUUCGAUUCGCUGCUGUGAAAAAUGUAAAACAAGCAGAUGUCUACAUUUUAAGGCAUCUCGGAUUUAUUCAUUUCAUAUAUUUAUUUAUCUACUCUGGAUUAGAGUUUACCGUGACAUUUCUUAUGUACCAUAAGUUCGAUUGUACGUCAAUCGAUCAAGCGAGGAUGUUCUUAACAACAGGCGUAAUCAUGGCAUUGCUUCAAGGAUCCGUCGUUCGAAGACUGCCUCCUCAGUUAGUGAAGAAAUCGGCCGUAUUUGGUUUAUACCUCAUUGUACCUGCCUUUAUUUGUGUGGGAUUAGCGAAAAGCCUUGUCCUUCUCUACUUUGGAAUGAUACUUUUCGCAAUAUCAACGGCUUUCGUAGUAACAUGCAUGACAACCAUAGUAUCAAGAUAUGGACAAUUUGAUCAAAAAGGAACAGUAUUGGGCAUUUUUCGCUCUUUGGGUGCUUUAGGACGUGCUUUGGGACCAGUUAUUGGAUCAAUGGCAUUUUGGAGUGUUGGAGCUUCAACGACUUAUGUCUUUGGAGGCCUCAUGUUACUUAUCCCCGCCAUACUGCUUAAUCGUUUGCAAACGUCAUAGUGACUAUGCAAAGUAACCCGAAUAAGUGCAACUCGAAUCACAUUCCUGAAGGUAUUACCUGCUCAAGUAUCGUCGUAUUGCAACAUACAAGUAUUUUUGAUAAUCUACUUAUUUUUAGUAACUUAUGUAAAUACAAGUAUUUAGAAUUUAAUGAAAUAAAAAAGAUCCAGUGUUACAAGCAUUUUGUUAUCAACAUUUUGUAUAUUUUUUGUAUGAUUAUAUAUUAUAUAAAUAAAUAAAUUAUUAUUAUCA